GUGCUACGACUGAGAAUCCGGUUGAGGACAUCAAGAAGGUUUCUUCACCGACGACAUCGCCAGCUGGAGCUGCUCUCCGAAAUUCAACCAGUGCAUUGCAAGCCUCAGAUGGCUCCCUGAGAGGGUCAAUGAGUAGUUUACGGAGUCAGAGGCCUGUAGAGAUCGAUACGUCAACGACUCCUGGGGAACUCUAUCGAAACCGUGGUAGCACUACAACGAGAAAAGGAAAAUCUUCCUCUG
Amoebophrya sp. A25 is the source of this 240-nucleotide messenger RNA. The record is from the annotation of a GenBank genome assembly. Lineage: Eukaryota; Dinophyceae; Syndiniales; Amoebophryaceae.